Cuscuta europaea is the source of this 1218-nucleotide messenger RNA. NCBI's taxonomy places the organism in Eukaryota, Viridiplantae, Streptophyta, Magnoliopsida, Solanales, Convolvulaceae. The record is from the annotation of a GenBank genome assembly.
AAUUAAUAUUUGGGCAUUGUUUGCACUUUGCACCUCCACAAAUACUUCACAUCCAAAAUUCCACUUAUCCCAACUCCUAGGUAGAUGCAUCAUGUGUACAACACAGCGUCACACAAAAAGCACAUUAAAACACUACGUUUUAAUAUGCCUGCAGAAAAUGUGUGUCUCAUUGGCAUAACAAUCCUUGGUUUUCUUGGUGGCAUUGUUCUUAUAAUGCCCUUUAUAAAGAAAACCAACAACCCCAUCCAGUGUAAAAUUGCUGAAAAGAAAGUAACAUAUGGUCACACGAGUUCGAGUUCGAGUUCGGGUCAACUCCAGCUGGAGGCUAUUCUACACUAUGCCACAACAGCGAUUGUGCCUCAACAAACCAUUAAAGAAAUCAGAGUUUCUUUUGAUGUUCUACAGAAACUUGCCCCGUGCAACUUUCUGGUGUUCGGGUUGGGCCGCGAUUCCCUGAUGUGGGCCUCGCUUAAUCCACACGGCACCACCCUAUUCCUCGAGGAAGACCCGAGGUGGGUUUCCGCCGUGCUGGAGUCUGCCCCGAACCUGAAUGCUAGAGUUGUGGAAUAUCGCACUCACCUCUACGAAGCCGACGAGCUAGCUCAACACUUCCGAACCGAAAGGGAGUGCUGGGCUAAGAUGUCGUACUUGCGAGGCAACAGCCGAUGCAGGUUGGCAUUGGACUCACUGCCAAAUGAGGUGUAUGAGAAAGAGUGGGACCUGAUCAUGAUUGAUGCGCCACGGGGCUGGUUCCCGAAGGCUCCAGGAAGGAUGGCGGUGAUAUAUUCUGCUGCAGUGAUGGCGCGGAACCGGAAGCAGUCUGGGGUCACGCAUGUGUUCUUGCAUGAUGUGAACCGCAAGGCAGAGAGGACAUAUGCAGAGAUGUUUCUUUGUAGGAAAUAUUUUGUCAGAGGGGUGGGAAGGCUUUGGCACUUUGAAAUCCCCCCACAUUUUUCUAAACUUUCUUCUAAUACAACAAGCCAUCAAUUCUGUUAGGCUAUAUACUUUGGUGGUGGGGAAGAAAAGGAGCACACACUUUUUUAAUUAAGAAUAUUUCCCCAGUUCCUCCGUGAUUGCAUAACUAGAAAUCCUCAUUUCUAGAAAUCCUUAUUACACUAUAUACUCACUUCGCGUCUAUCAAAAUGUUGGCAAAGUAUAAAGUUCUGAAAAAUAAUCACAAUAUUACUCGUAUAAUAUAAUGUUAUAGCAUUCAUGAAC